Messenger RNA from Penicillium angulare, 249 nucleotides. RefSeq lists its product as uncharacterized. The record is from RefSeq and is a predicted model, not a curated record. Bases 1 to 249 code for a protein of 82 amino acids. NCBI's taxonomy places the organism in Eukaryota, Fungi, Ascomycota, Eurotiomycetes, Eurotiales, Aspergillaceae. The transcript has 3 exons.
AUGUUUGCCCCAGGUGCGUAUCGGAGCUCACUUCUUCUUUCAAUCCCAUCAUCUUCGCGAUGUAUCAGCUUCCCCAAAAGAAAUCCCAAACUGACACAAUCCGUUUCAGGCCAGGAACCCCAGCUCUCCAAGGAGGACCUCAAGGCCGGUGAGGUCGAGGCCUGCCAGACCGUUCAGAUGGCUAUCGCCGGCGGUAUCCUUCUCUACCUGUCUCCCUUCGCCAUCGACUUCGCCAAGAAGUUCCUCUAA